AUGGCCACUCAAACGGAGUCCGUAGUGGAAGUACCCAGAACCAAAUCCACAAAGCCUCUAGAAAAGUAUAUCCAUCCGCCCGAGUCAAAGCAAGAUCUGAAAUAUGCGGACUUGGUCACGAUUGACCUGUCCGAGUUCGAUCGCCCUGGUGGAAAAGAGAAGCUCGCAGCGCAGCUAAAGGAUGCCGCGCACGAAGUUGGCUUCUUCUACGUGACCAAUUUCGGUCUCACCCAAGAACAAAUCGACCGGCAGUUCGCCAUCGCCAAAGAAUUCUUCUCACUCCCGGAGGAAGAACGACGGAGUUUCCGCGCCCCCUUAGAAGAAGGAAUCUACAAUGGCUACCGACCUCUGGGUUCGAUCGAGAUCCUGCCCGGACUCCGCGACAACAUCGAAUUCUAUAACAUUAUGAAAUUCCUCCCCCAAUACGACCGGGACCACCCAGACGUCGUGAGACGCUACUGGGAGGAAAUCGAGCAGUUCCACCGCCACUGCCACGAGCAUAUUGCCUAUAAACUCUUCCAGCUGCUUGCGAUCAUCCUGGAACUCCCAGAGGACCAGCUUGUGGACGGACAUCGCUAUGAGGCCGAAUGCGACAGCGGCCUCCGCUACAUGUGCUACCGGGCCCGCACCCCCGAAGAGAACGAGAAGUACAAGCAUCUCUACUCCCGUGGACACACGGACAAUGGCACCAUCACCUUUGUGUUCCAGCAGCCCGUCGCGGCUCUCCAGGUCAAGAAGUACGAUGAUUCCGAAUGGGAAUACCUUCCGAUCCGUCCAGGAACGCUGUCGGUGAAUAUCGCUGAUAUCAUGACGAUGUUGUCGAACGGGUGGUUGAAGAGCGGCGUGCACCGCGUCAUUGUACCCCCUGAAGACCAGCAACACCACGAUCGGCUCGGACUUCUCUACUUUGUACGACCGAGCGAUCGCUUGAAGUUGAGGAGUGUGGAUAGUCCGUUGCUUCGGAGAGAGGGGUAUCAUAAAGAUACUACCGACAUCGAUAUCCCAGCACCUGAAUGGACUCGGGCGAGGAUUAAGAAGAACUGGACUCGGUCUCCGACGGAUCUGGGUGAGAAUGUUACGAUGGGAGGAUUCAAGGCCAAGGUGUUCUACGAAUAG
This is a messenger RNA of Aspergillus pseudonomiae, 1116 nucleotides long. RefSeq names its product putative oxidoreductase, 2OG-Fe(II) oxygenase family. Gene Ontology annotation, molecular function: dioxygenase activity. The transcript has 3 exons. The record is from RefSeq and is a predicted model, not a curated record. Lineage: Eukaryota; Fungi; Ascomycota; Eurotiomycetes; Eurotiales; Aspergillaceae. Bases 1 to 1116 code for a protein of 371 amino acids.